CUACACGUGUCCGGACACCCAUCCGCGUUGCUACUCUUUCUCUCUCUGUAUAUAUAAACCCCAACCCAUCGACACAGUUUACUUUCAAAUCCAAAGAACUUUCUAAAAUCAACUGGAAACCCAAUUCAAAGACCAUCGAUUCAAUCUGCUAUCCAAACCCUAAUUUGUUUCCCAUCCUUCUUUUGAUAUCGGAACAAUCACCCGCUCAAGUUUUGCAUCGACUAGGAGUUGUUGAAUCUUCCAUGGGAUUUGAUUCGCUGCUGCCGGCGCCGGUAAGCACUGAUAGCGCCGGUCCCGGCGUUAAUUGUCCGAACCCAUUGGUGGAUGAUGCGAGUAAGAAGAUUCGGAAGCCGUAUACUAUUACCAAGUCUAGACAGAACUGGACUGACAUUGAACACGAUAAGUUUCUCGAAGCGCUUCAUCUAUUCGAUCGAGACUGGAAAAAAAUCGAAGCUUUUGUUGGAUCCAAGACUGCUAUUCAGAUACGCAGCCAUGCCCAGAAGUAUUUUCUGAAGGUCCAGAAGAGUGGGGCAAAUGAACAUGUCCCACCCCCUCGCCCAAAGAGGAAAGCAGCUCAUCCCUACCCUCACAAAGCCCCUAAAAAUGGAGGAAUUUCACAAUCUGCUAGUGAAGACAUCGUAUUGAGAGAGUCAUAUUUGUGGCCUACAAAUGGCGGUUUGUCUACCUGGACAUAUAAUGAUGUGGCAACACAAGAUGAUGUGAGAUCAUCGCAUAACUGUAGCAGUAGCAGUACUGGUGAAACAAACAACCGACAAGACUUAAAGCAGAAAACUACAGGAAGAGUGAUGCCUGAUUUCCCAAAAGUCUAUAGAUUCAUUGGGAGGAUGUUUGACCCUAACGAAAGCAAUCACUUGCAAAACUUGAAGAUGAUGGAUCCAGUGGAUGUCGAGACAGUGGUUUUGUUGAUGAAAAAUCUGUGUGCUAAUUUGAAAAGCCCACAAUUCGAGGACUAUAAGAGGGUAUUUUCGUCAUAUGAUGAAGGAACUGGAAAAGUGGCAUCAAGCGGUCCAUUUCAAGUGCUGUCUGGGAGUGCAAUACGGUCUUCAUAGAUGUCUAAUAUUCCUGCUGCUUUUUUUUUUUUUUUUUUUCUGAAAAUCUCAGGUAGAGCAUGUCGUAUACAUAAACUCCAAUUUCCAGUUAGAGGCACAUGUUUUUUUGUGAUGUUUUGCAGGCAUGUGUAAAGUGUAAAGUGUAAACUGUAAUAUAUUAUAUGUUUCUGUUGUUGACUUUACAUUUUACAAGAACAAAGUGCGUUUUAGAGGGCUGCUUUUGCUUUGUAUAUAGGAUAUAGAUAGAGUGUGUUUGUUGAAAUGUUGAGUCUUGGAGAUUAAUUAUCAUAUGUUUUAUGUUGUAUAUGGUGGCAUGUGUAACAGAAUGUUGCAAGAUGUUGUGUUUGUUUAUUUGGAAUAAGAUGUAUAUCUUGGUAUGAACAA
Messenger RNA from Lactuca sativa (garden lettuce), 1454 nucleotides. Its product is annotated as protein REVEILLE 6. Gene Ontology annotation, molecular function: DNA binding. The record is from RefSeq and is a predicted model, not a curated record. Lineage: Eukaryota; Viridiplantae; Streptophyta; Magnoliopsida; Asterales; Asteraceae.